CUACACCACUGUCUUCUCUCCUCAAGUGUGCAGGUCUGGGACAAGGACCAGGAUUGGGUCCAGGUCCCGUUCCACAGACGUGGAGGCAGAGAAGGUGAAGUGGUGGUGGUGAUGCAGCACCGGUCCAGCUGGCAGAAGGAGCUGAACCUGAACCAGGGAGACCUGAUACAGGUCCUGUUUAAGGAGGACGAGGCCUGGUGGUUUGGACAACGGAGCGACGGAAAGGAGGGUUACUUCCCUGCAGCCUGCGUGGAGCCGCUCCAGGGCGGAGAUUCCUCUAGAGCUCCGCCCAUGUUGCUGAGGAGGGGUUCGGUACCGGUGGCCACAAUGACAGAAGCAGCCCCCAGCGGUGGAGCUCGCACUGGUUUUCCGAGGCUGCUGAGGAAAACCAGCCUCCGCCGGCAGCUCGGACUCGAUGGAAACCUGGCGCCGCUGGCUCCGCCUCCUCAGGGCUCCCCCAGCCUCCUUCACCGCGUCCUCGCCAAGUCCAGGAGGAAGAGUUGUCCCCACCUUCCACACACCGGCUCCAUCAACACCACCUUCCAGAUGGACUGACCUGGCCACGCUCUCAGUACUUCUGUUGACACACUACCAAGGCUGCCCAGUGGAUGUCCAAGUUCCAAACCCAGGUCAUAUCUGAGGUUCUGAUCCGCCAAAGAGUCUCAAGUUCUUGACGUGUUAAGAGUUCAGUUCCAGCUCGUGUCCAAGACUUUGAUAAUUAAAUAUCUUUUUUAAGGUCAUAAUCUCUAUAAAAAGUAUGAUUUUAAUUCAUUUUCUUUUGCCACACCCAAGAAGCAGAGACAAUGAGUAGCUGGCCAAUCGGAUCGGGCCACAAGCCACAUUCACAUAGUACAGGAUCCUGUAGAUGACGAUCCCAUAGACCAGUGGCCCCCAACCCUUUUGCCUUACCGACCGCUUUCAUGUUGGACAAUAUUCUGCGGACCGGCCUUGGAGGUGUGGUGCACAAAGACGUCGGGGUGUAGUCGGAACGGGCAAUUGUAAAUGUCAAAGAAAACCGCUUGGGAAAUAUGUUGAGGGACGAGCGCACGAGAGAAUCGGUCAAUUUCCAAAAUAAAACUAUAUAUAUAUAUAUAUAUAUAUAUAUAUUGUCUGUGGUGCGGCCCGGUACCAAAUGGCCCACUGGUUGGGGACCUCUGCCAUAGACGACGUGGUAGAAGUUUCAGUCCCGAGUGGUUCUGCUCAGCUUAGAGAUCCGUAGCAAUCACAUGGAUUUACUACUGUGUGAUGAACACAAAGCAGGAUAUCGGAGUGUGAAAAUAAAACUUUUAUUUCUCACCACAUA
This is a messenger RNA of Gasterosteus aculeatus aculeatus (three-spined stickleback), 1303 nucleotides long. The record is from RefSeq and is a predicted model, not a curated record. NCBI's taxonomy places the organism in Eukaryota, Metazoa, Chordata, Actinopteri, Perciformes, Gasterosteidae.